Messenger RNA from Lathyrus oleraceus (garden pea), 891 nucleotides. RefSeq lists its product as uncharacterized. The record is from RefSeq and is a predicted model, not a curated record. The transcript has a single exon. Lineage: Eukaryota; Viridiplantae; Streptophyta; Magnoliopsida; Fabales; Fabaceae. Bases 1 to 891 code for a protein of 296 amino acids.
AUGCCGUUUCUGUUUGAUCCUUCUUCAUUCCCUUUGAUGCCUGAGCCCGAGCCUAUCCUACAAGAGGACAUGGACACACUUACCAGCCAAAUCAAAGAGCUCGAGUUGGAAAACACUCAACUACGAGUCGAACUCAAUCGCGCCAAGGAACGUAACCACGUCUUGGAGGAUAAGGGUAAGCAAGUCUGCGAAAAAUUUAAGGAUAGCAAGAAAAGGCUCCGAUUAGCCGAGGGACAAAGAGUUUGGGUUGGUGGAGCUUUACAAGGAGCUAAUUCUGAGCUAGAUUUCCGCAACGAGGAGUUGGAUCGAGCAUCCCGAAUCAUCAAGGACCUUGAAAAUACUGUCGAGAGGUCUAAUGCCAUGAAGAAAGAAGCAAGGGAAGAUUACGAGGCCCAAAUUCUCGAACUAAGGACCACUCUAAAAGAGCAUAAGGAUUUGCUAGCCAAGGAGCAACUAGAGAAAGAAAAGAUUCAUCGAAGCUUCAUGCGUGAGCAGUUCAACCUUGGACGAGCUUGCGAGCAAAUCAAGAACUUGAAGAGGGGAAUCUAUGACCAAGCCUAUGUAGAAUUGCAAAACAACUGCAGACAUUGGGAAAAGCGUUGCUAUGAAUUCGAAGCUGCCAUUGUUCAAAGGGACGAAAUCAUCCAUAAUCUCCAAGUCCUUUACGAAGAAUGGAGGGACAAGUACACCAACAUGACCGUGUUAACCAACUAUGCCCUUCAAGACUUUCCUGACAAGUUGAAGGAGGCAGAUCUGAUCAUGUGCCCAGAUAAUACCCCUAAAGGGGUCUACCACUUCGUCAAGUUCUGCAAAAGAACAAUGGCCGAACUCAUCACCGACAUUGAGGCUCUCCGCAAGUCUCAAGGGGUCACUUUUAGGGUGGAUAUCUAG